AUGAUUCCAACACCCGAUCUCUCCCAUUUGACUCAACACGAUUUCGACAAAGUAUAUGAACCAGCAGAGGACACAUUUUUACUACUCGACGCGUUGGAAGACGAUCAGCCAUCGCUGCGAUCACUGCGUCCCCGUGUUUGCUUAGAGAUUGGUUCUGGCUCGGGAUGUGUAUCCGCCUUCUUGGCCAAGAUUAUUGGUGUAGAUAAUGCAGUGUUCUUUACCACGGAUAUCAAUCCUCAUGCGUGUGACACGACAAAGCAAACGGGCAUCAAAAAUGGCGUGGAUCGCAUUGAGCCAAUACAGACAUCUUUGGUGAAUGGAUUUUUACCACGAUUGGAAGGACUUGUGGAUGUGCUUUGUUUCAAUCCGCCGUAUGUGGUGACGACACCUGAGGAAGUUGGUAGCCAUGGGAUUGAAGCAUCUUGGGCUGGUGGCAUUGAUGGUCGACAAGUCAUUGAUGAGUUUUUACCUUUUGUGCCACGAUUAUUAUCUCCUGAUGGCGUAUUCUAUUUGCUACUCAUUAAUGAGAACAGACCUAAUCAAGUGGCCGAGAUCUUGCGCGGAGAACAUGGAAUGCAUGCCGACAUCAUUAUGGAACGAAGAGCGGGAAGGGAACGACAAUAUAUCCUAAAGAUCACACAUCCAUCACGGUAG
This is a messenger RNA of Lichtheimia ornata, 654 nucleotides long. RefSeq lists its product as uncharacterized. Gene Ontology annotation, molecular function: protein methyltransferase activity; S-adenosylmethionine-dependent methyltransferase activity. The record is from RefSeq and is a predicted model, not a curated record. NCBI's taxonomy places the organism in Eukaryota, Fungi, Mucoromycota, Mucoromycetes, Mucorales, Lichtheimiaceae. The transcript has 5 exons. The coding region runs from base 1 to 654 and encodes 217 amino acids. Gene Ontology annotation, cellular component: eRF1 methyltransferase complex.